Dacryopinax primogenitus is the source of this 564-nucleotide messenger RNA. RefSeq lists its product as uncharacterized. The transcript has 2 exons. The coding region runs from base 97 to 495 and encodes 132 amino acids. The record is from RefSeq and is a predicted model, not a curated record. NCBI's taxonomy places the organism in Eukaryota, Fungi, Basidiomycota, Dacrymycetes, Dacrymycetales, Dacrymycetaceae.
CCAAGUACUUGGUGGACUUCAUCCCAGCAUCUGUACCUGUGACUUACGUUAGUCCGCUCGCCUUGGCGAAGAAGCUGAGUGACGAGAUGCUGGAUAAUGAUUCCAUCAAAGAGAUGGGACAUGGGCUCUCUAGGCGAAGACGAGACUCUUUGGAUGCAUGUCAACUUGCAGGGCAACACUGGGAACUAUCAUGCCUUUCCUCGCCAGGUAAAGAAGCGUGAUAGGGCCGUAUUGCGGAAGGAGGAACGCGCGUCGCUUGGGAAUCUUACUCGAUCGCAACGCGACACGAUCAUUUCAGUUGGUCAUCGGGUCAACUAUUCAAGGGACUGGAUACGGAGUUGGUUGUGGAGGCUGCUCAAAGCCCUGGCGUACGUGGAGGGUGUCUUAGAUCCACCCAUGGUCGAUAGCAUCAUUGCAGAGUGUCAGCUACGACCCCCUGUACAUGAGGCAGAUGGCUCUCCCAGCGUGGAUCCCUCCACAUGUUUGAAAUCUUGAGCAGCAGUAGGACAAUGUAUCGCACGCCCGGAAUUGGGUCAUUGUCAGACAGUAGUACAUGUAUUUGUC